AACGGCGUGUGCCCACGAUUGCCGAAUCAUUUCCAGUCGGUCCAGAGGCGAGCAAUCAUUCGAGUCCUUCGCAACGAAUCCAGAGAAAUGGCAGCCCGUUUCAUAAUCAGUGCGCUUCUGCUGGCUAGCCCAGCUGUAUGGGGAAAGCCCACCUUUGGACGAGAGCAUGUUCACAUCCGCAUUCACCUGCCGGAGAGCGGUGGAGAUGGUGGCCAUGGUGGCCACGGAGGCGGUGAUUUUGGCGGCCAAGGAGGUGGGGGCUAUGAGAUUCACUCCCAGGAUGGCGGAUACAGCGGCGGUGGAGGAGGCGGUGGCCAUGUGAACACCUAUGCUGUUAUCACCGAGAACCACGGAUACAGUGCCGGGGGAGGCGGAGGCGGUGGCCACGGAUACAGUUCCGGCGGAUAUAGUUCCGGUCACGAUGAUGCCAAGAUUGCUGCUAUCGCAGCUGCUGCUGGCUCAUCCUCCGAUCAUGGACAUGGUGGACAUGGAGGCAGCGGCGGACACGGCGGAGGUUAUGGUGGCCAUGCCAUCGCCAACAUUGCAGCCAUCGCCGCCAGCUCAGACUCUUCUGCUCAUGGUGGCAGCGGAGGAUACGGAGGGUACAGCGGUGGCGGUCACAGCGGAGGAGGUCAUGACACCCAGGUGAUUGUGGCUGCUGCUGCAGCUGGUGAUUCCCAUGGCUCUUCCGGCGGAUACGGAGGUGGCUCGUCUGGCGGAUACAGCGGUGGCUCCUCCGGUGGCUACGAUGGUGGAUACUCUGGUGGAUCCUCUUACGGCGGUGCCUCCUCCUACAGCGGUGGUUCGUCCUACAGCGGUGGUUCGUCCUACAGCUCUGGAGGAUACAGCGGUGGUCAUGGCGGCGGCUACAGCAGUGGCGGCGGAUCCAGCUACGAUACCCAGGUGGUGGCUGCAGCCGCUGCGUCCGGCAGCGGUGGCUCCUACGGUGGAACUUCCGGCGGCGGUGGAGACGGAUACAGCUACUCGGCGCCAGCCUCCGGCGGCUGGGCAGGAUCCGGCUCAAGCUGGAAGUAGACGGCAAUGUCCGUCCGUGGCCAUCUGGUCGUCUAGUCUACUGUUCACGUUUAACUUAUAUUUGACAUGUUCGCUCAUCCAUAUUCCACACAUUCUCCCAAGAUACUGGUGUACAAAAUAAACCAUGUUAGUGUAAUAAUUUAA
Drosophila erecta is the source of this 1179-nucleotide messenger RNA. Its product is annotated as putative glycine-rich cell wall structural protein 1. Lineage: Eukaryota; Metazoa; Arthropoda; Insecta; Diptera; Drosophilidae. Bases 88 to 1035 code for a protein of 315 amino acids. The record is from RefSeq and is a predicted model, not a curated record. The transcript has 2 exons.